Ooceraea biroi (clonal raider ant) is the source of this 1061-nucleotide messenger RNA. RefSeq lists its product as uncharacterized. NCBI's taxonomy places the organism in Eukaryota, Metazoa, Arthropoda, Insecta, Hymenoptera, Formicidae. The record is from RefSeq and is a predicted model, not a curated record. Gene Ontology annotation, biological process: chromatin remodeling. Gene Ontology annotation, cellular component: Ino80 complex; nucleus.
CAGAAUGGCAGCCAGUCAUAAACAGCUUAUUUAUCUUUGCAAUAAUCAGCCGCCGCGAGCGCUUGCGACGUACAAGAGAUCGUACUAGGGCUUCAAGUUAGUGCAAAUAAAAGUCUGCGAUUAAUAUUACGGCUCUAAUUGCAACUUUACAUUUGUUUCCUCGUACAAUUAAACGUAAAAUUGCAGAUGAUCAAUGUUGGAAGGAUGGUAUUGCAGAUCUAUUGCCAACAACAAUGCAGAUGCAGAAGAGGAAGAAGAUGAAGAUAGUCCUGAGGAAGAAGUGCCUAACUAUAAGGACCAGUACCGAAAUCUUAAACGAAAACUAAAGUUUCUGAUUUAUGAGAAUGAAUGUUUCCAGGAAGCCCUACGCUCCACACAGAGGAAACUGCUAAAGGUAAACAGAGACAAGAGUUUCUUGUUAGAUCGCUUAUUGCAAUAUGAAAAGGUAGACGCAUCAUUUAGUGAGAGCGAUGAAACCGAAUCAUCGGACGAGGAAAUUAUUCGAAUCGACAAUUCCAAGAGGAAAAAAGUUGAGAUCAACAUCAAUAAUCACACUUCUCAUCAUUCGACGAUGGUCACAAAACCGCUUAGCACUAGUAAGAAGAAAAAGAGCGCGCCAAAAGUUGCUAAAACCAACAAUACACCUAUAGUACAAUCCUCGAAUAACAUAGUUCCAAUACCUCUGAUGUCUGAUGGACACAUGACGCCGGAGGAAGUAGAGAGACACUUGGAAUCUCGUCAGACAUAUCUGGAACUAGUGCCAGAGAAAGCACCACCUACAGUUCCAACGGAAAUGUUCAGUAACGAUCCUUCCUUGGAUAGCGAAUCGAACGAAAUUGGAGAACUCGAGACGUCUCCUAGUAACAUGGGUGAGGAUUGUCUCAGUGUAGACAUGAUGGCAGAGUGAUAAACUUCGUUUAUAGUUUAUUUAGUUAAUUACUACAAAAAAUGCACAUAGAAUUACAUCUUUCUUUAAGGUUAUUUCGAAUUUUGACUAACGCAUUGUUUCUGUCCGACUGUAUCCACUAUAUGUAAUACAAAUUUUUAUACACGCAAUUAUC